This is a messenger RNA of Tripterygium wilfordii, 1642 nucleotides long. RefSeq names its product ribosome biogenesis protein WDR12 homolog. The record is from RefSeq and is a predicted model, not a curated record. The coding region runs from base 833 to 1246 and encodes 137 amino acids. The transcript is spliced from 4 exons. NCBI's taxonomy places the organism in Eukaryota, Viridiplantae, Streptophyta, Magnoliopsida, Celastrales, Celastraceae.
UCUUCUUCCUUACAAUUAUGUUCUUCAAAAAAGAUUUUCAGAGAAACUCAAUUUUUCUUCCUUCUCUUUUCGUUCAGUUCGCGGAAAACCAUAUUCCCCCAUUCGCAGUUCUUUUCAUCAAAACCCCCUAAAUCCCCAUGAAUUUCAUGGACAAUUUUUGCCACCUGAUUUCCGCUUCAGGGAAGAGGUUAUCUCUUCGAAUGUUUCAGGAAGGACGUCUAUCUCUGUGGCGAUGAGAAGGAACCUUGGACUCUUUUGAUUCCAACGAGCACUGAACAGUCUCGCUCCUUUGUAAUCUGUUCGACCCGACUCGCUAUAUGUUUCAGGGCACCCAACUCGAUGAAGAGACCUCUACGAAGAGACAAUGUAUGGAACCUCUUCCUCUAACUCUGCUUGUCUCGGAGGCACAAUCAUGCUUAUCCGGUGGAGUUAGGGUAGAGACAGAGCAGAUUGAUGGAUUACUCCUAUUUGAUCUGUCAGACCUGACACAGUCCAAGUUGCGGGGCACCCCCACUUCCAGUUUGAGAGCGUCAGAGGCACAACCAUACUUCUUAUUCGAUGAAGCAUCAGAGGAGGGAGACUGGUGGCUCUGUUUUGAUUGUCCCCGCACAAUGCUGUUUCUCUAUUGUCUAUAUGGAUCAAGAAUGCGACCUUCGCUGCCACUGUUGGCAUUUUUCUUAAAACAUAUAACGAUGCCUUUUGUAAAAAGGAGGACGCUUUCUCCUUCACCCUAAAAUCCUAGUUCUUGGCUGUUCUUCUCAAAAGAAUCUCAGUAGAACCCUCAUCUUUCCUCUCCGUGAAGAAAUUUUUGCUUGGAAUAUAGAGAGGAGGAAUGGAUAUGGGAAUAGAAAUUGAAGAAGAAGAAGAGAUAUCGUCUAGGCGCAUUCAAGUGCGCUUUGUCACAAAACUGAAAGAUCCCUCCAAUACUUCCAUCUCAAUCCCCACAAACCUCAUCCGCUAUGAACUAUCUAUCGUCGUGAACAAUCUCCACCAAUCCGGGAAUUCUGAUUGGCAAUCUGAGCCUUUUGACUUUCUGAUUGAUGGCGAGCUGGUUCAAAUGUCUCUGGAGAAAUUCUCAUCUGCCAAGGGAAUUUCCUUGGAGAAGAUGUUGGAAAUUGAGUAUGUACAAGCUGUGGCCCCAUGGAAAGAGGAAGAGCCUUCUUUGCAUGAUGACUGGGUCAGUGCGGUAGAUGGUUCUAGUUCUCGGUUCAUUUUGACAGGGUCCUACGACUAUUUAGGGAGGUAAAAUCAUUAUAAGUUUCUUUGUUUCGGCUCCCUCGAGCCUAUCCUCUCAUGACACCGGAAGGUAAAUUUUUUCAUAACCAUCUUCGCUUGUCUCGUUCAGAUUAAAAGUUCACAUAUCAAUUCUUUUCAUUUUCCCUUGUCUAAAUUUGUGGGAUACUUGUGGUUUUAACACCUUAUUGCAUUAUGCCGAAAGAUAAAGAGGAAGCAGUUCCGUAAAAUCAUUCGUGAGUGUCUGUUUCGUCAUAAGUUCACAAACUGGGUAAUGUAGACAGUGGUUUCUUUCAGCUUGUUAUUCAUCUGAUCGAAUUUUUGUAUUGGUGCUCAUCUUAUUGUUAAUAUUACAAAAUUCUUUUAAUGCAAUUUAGCAAGAAUGAUAUCAUAGUAGUGUUUCUUUGGA